Echinops telfairi (small Madagascar hedgehog) is the source of this 592-nucleotide messenger RNA. Its product is annotated as protamine-2. The record is from RefSeq and is a predicted model, not a curated record. Gene Ontology annotation, biological process: spermatid development; chromosome organization; nucleus organization. The coding region runs from base 83 to 403 and encodes 106 amino acids. Gene Ontology annotation, molecular function: DNA binding. Gene Ontology annotation, cellular component: nucleus. Lineage: Eukaryota; Metazoa; Chordata; Mammalia; Afrosoricida; Tenrecidae. The transcript is spliced from 2 exons.
GCAGGUGGGCAGGCCUCAGCCCCCCUCUUCCUCCACGGCCAGCUGCAGCCUCCACCACCGAGUGGCCUGAUUGCUGCCCAAGAUGGUCCGAUACCGCGUGAGGAGCCCCAGCGAGCAUCCGCAGGAGGGCUGCAGGCAGCAGGGCUAUGGGCAGCAAGGACACGAGGACGGUGAGCAGGAGCAGAGGCUGAGCCCUGAGCGUGUCCAGGACUAUGGCCGGACUCACCGGGGUCGCUGCUGCCGGCGGCGCCGUAGACGCUGCUCUAGGCGCCGGCUGUACCGAAUCCACAGGAGGCGGCGGCGGUCCUGUCGUCGGCGCCGCAGACGCUGCUGCCGGCGACGCAGGCAUCGUAGAGGCUGCAGAAGGAUGAGGAGGAGAUGCAGAAGGUACAGAAGGUACUAGACCUUCCUGGGCCCGUCACCCCUGGCUAGGAGUUAACGCCACGACACCUGUGAAAGACCACCACACGCAGCCGUAACCACCCCCCACCCCCCCACUGGAUGCUGAAGCCCUGAGUUGCCAAGGAGCUCACAAGAUCUGAGCAGAAUGCGCACAAGUCACCUGCCAAAUAAAGCUUGACAAGGAACUAUG